This is a messenger RNA of Musca domestica (house fly), 1921 nucleotides long. RefSeq lists its product as uncharacterized. The transcript has a single exon. Lineage: Eukaryota; Metazoa; Arthropoda; Insecta; Diptera; Muscidae. The record is from RefSeq and is a predicted model, not a curated record. Gene Ontology annotation, molecular function: zinc ion binding; nucleic acid binding. The coding region runs from base 647 to 1921 and encodes 424 amino acids.
AUAACUUUAGAUUUAAGUUAAUUUAGAUGAAUUCCGUUAAUUUAAGAAUUUGAAUUGUAACGUAAAUUUCUACUACGCAGUUUAUUUGAAUAACUUCACAACAACAACUACUGUAUAGAUUUUUCUACAUCCUUCCAUUUCCUCUUUCAUUUUCUAUUUUGUUGCUGACGUACAAUUCUUGUUAAACGUCAUCAUUGAUGAUCGCUUAAUUCCUCUUUCUUUGUUACCCCCUCGCCUGUGAAUGUGUUGUUGUUAUUGUUCACUCCAUGUAAGUUUGUAUGUGUUGUUGUUAUUGUUCACUCAAUGUAAGUUUGUAUGUGUUCGUUGCAUUGGUAGAUUGUUCGUAAUCUAGGCGUUACCAGAUCGUCUAGAAACUUCUGUAGCGACAGGCGAGGCUCAUAUAAAUAGGGGAAAUGGAAAGGCAGUUAGUCAGUUGUGAAUCAGAUCGCGAAUUGAAACCGUCGAGUAAAGUAAAGUGCAAAGUAAAGUUGUGUGAAUAAAAUCAUUGUAAUAAUCGUAAUCCGAAAGAACCCGCGUUUUAUUUGGUACGAGCUGUAUUGGGAAAUAAAACAACGUCUACACGGGAUUAAGUAAAAUCCAAGAACGUAACAAUUGGUGUCGGAAGUGAGAUUACGAUAAUACUACGAUGAAGUUUAAGGAUCUACGAGUGGAAGACUUGAAGAAGGAACUUAAUAAAUUGGAAUUGUCCUCUACUGGCAACAAGGCUGAACUACAAAAACGUCUGUUGGAUGAGUUCGAGCGCCGUGGUAUGAACAUCGAUACAUAUGAGUUUGACAGUAAGGAUGAAGUGGAUUUAUCGGAAAUGGGCGAAUCCAACGGUGGGGAAGUCUCGUCAGUAGCUGCCAGGGGUGACGAUUUCAGAAAUAUGCUAGCCAAAAUGUUUGAGGAAAAUUUCAGAAGGUUCGAAGAAAAUUCGAGAAUAACGAACGAGAAACUCGAGUACAUUACAGAAGUUAUUGGAAGGAGAAUGGAAACCGUGGAGGUCCAAAUUAAAGAGUUGGAUAAGAAAGUGCAGUCGGUUGACGAGAAAUUUCUGUCCCACGACCAUAGGGUUACAAAUCUGGAGGAGAAAAUUUCGGAACUGGAAAUCAAAGGUGGUCCGGUGCGAGUUCCUGAUAACACACUAAAAAUCAAACCUCCUGUAUUCGACGGCUCUACGUCAUUCAAUGUUUUCAAGUUACAGUUCGAGACAGUGGCUUCUAGAAAUUCGUGGAACGGCAGCGACAAAGCGGUUGCACUACUUCUGGCAUUGAAGGGCAGUGCUGCUGAUGUUAUACAGAGUAUUCCUGUCGCUUCUAGAAACAACUAUGAAGAUGUUAUUGCUGCACUGGAACGUAAGUACGGUGGCGAACAUGAACGAAACAUCUACCUUAUGGAAUUAAGGGGAAGAGUACAGAGGGCAAACGAGACGUUACAAGACUUUGCAGCUGAGGUGGAACGUUUGGUGCUAAUGACGUAUCCAGGAGAGGAUCACCCAUUGCUGGACCGUAUGAAAAUCGAAACCUUUGUGAAUGGCAUACGUGACCCUGAGAUUAAGUAUGCAACAUAUGCGUCACCAAAAGCAUCAUUUUCCGAAACUGUGUCGUUUGCCCUUGCCCAAGAGACGGCAAGAAUAGUUGUUAAGCCCCAGACCCACAAGAUUCGCCAACUGGAGACCGAAGGUUGCGAACCCAAAUCUCUCGUUAACUCGAUCGAAGACGCCAUGAGGCGGGUAAUAGAAGAGACAAAGUUAGUUGGGAUGACUAAGCCCAGGGUUAGAUGCUACAACUGCGAUAAAGCAGGUCAUAUUGCGCGCGAAUGCAGAGCUAAGCGCAAACGAUCCAGGUCAUCGUCACCACCUCCAACGAAAGAUGGUAGAAGAAUGGCCCAACAGUCCACCAAUGAGUCACAGUUAAACUAA